AUGGAAGCUUUUAGCUUGCUCAAGUAUUGGCGAGGCGGUGGUACUAUUGCUUGUGUUAAUACACGUUCCACUGCCACUUGCACUACUACUAUCGUGACGGCCGCCACCCCUAAUCUGGCGGUUGACACGGAUUACGACGACGUCGAUGAUGGCCCUUUCUUUGACUUAGAAUUUGCAGUUCCUAAUGAGGAUGGAACAGAGGAAAACGAAGAUAAUGUUGAAGAUGAAGAAAGUCUGGUCUCAAACGACGACGUUGAUACGAAUUCUGACGGUGGCUGCUCCGGUCCUCAAUUCCGUGUCUCGUUUUUGAAGUCAGCUUCCAAAGUUGGGAUUUUUUUGUUGUGGUUGAAGAAAUCAGCCUCCAAUGGCACUGUUACUCCCAAAAAACAAGAAAAAGCGAAAGAACCGAACAGUGUCAACAAUAAGAACAAGUUUUUUACAGUGAAAUUGAAGGUGGAAGAGGUUCCCAUAAUGUCUCUGUUUUCCAAAGACAACAAGUCGCAUAAACAGAAAACCUCCGAAAACUCUGUUUCUGAUGUAAUGCAAAGGUACUUGAAGAAAGUUAAGCCUCAUUACGUUAGGGAGAACUUAAGGUUCUAA
Molecule: messenger RNA, 600 nt
Organism: Hibiscus syriacus
Lineage: Eukaryota; Viridiplantae; Streptophyta; Magnoliopsida; Malvales; Malvaceae
Product: probable membrane-associated kinase regulator 2
Exons: 1
Coding region: 1-600 (199 amino acids)
Cellular component (GO): plasma membrane
Source: RefSeq, a predicted model, not a curated record